AUGGCUCUCGCCGAUGAAUCCAACCGUAUCGUCGAACAGUUCGAGUUCCCUGAUGAGGAUCUCAACCGCCAUGUGAAGGAAUUUUUGAGGCAAAUGGACGAGGGCCUUCAGAAAGAGGGCACCAGUCUCCAGCAGAUCCCUACCUACGUCACCGGCGUUCCCAAUGGCACAGAAAAGGGCCUUUACCUGGCUGUCGAUCUAGGGGGCACAAACUUCCGAGUCUGCUCCAUUAUGCUCAAUGGCGACACCACCUUCAACCUCACUUACAACAAGGUUGCCAUCCCCAAAGAGCUUAUGGUCGCGAAGACGUCCUCAGAACUGUUCUCUUUCCUUGCCAAGCAGAUCGAAAUUUUCCUGAAAGAGCACCACGCCGAUCACUUCAACUCGCACUUGCGCCGCCGUAACACUUCCAGCGCCCCUUCCGGAUAUCGAGAUGAGCACAUUUUCCGCCUGGGCUUCACCUUCAGUUUCCCCGUUAAACAGCUUGCCAUUAACAAGGGUCUGCUGAUUCGAUGGACUAAGGGAUUUGACAUCCCAGAUGCUGUAGGCAAGGACGUAUGUGCCCUGCUUCAGACUGAGAUCGACAAUCUUCACCUCCCUGUCAGGGUUUCUGCGCUUGUCAAUGACACAGUCGGUACUCUCAUGGCCCGAUCCUACACCUCCACUGGCAAGAGCCGCUCUGUUUUGGGCGCCAUCUUCGGUACUGGCACCAACGGUGCUUACAUGGAGAAGCUUGAUAACAUCAAGAAACCCAUCACAGGCGAGUUUGACCAGUCAACGGGCGAGAUGGUUGUCAACACUGAGUGGGGUUCGUUCGAUAACCAACUCAACGUUCUGCCCACUACACCUUGGGAUAAAGCUCUCGAUGCUGGUAGCGUAAACCCCGGUGAUCAGAUGUUUGAAAAGCGCGUAUCGGGCAUGUUCCUGGGCGAGAUCGUCCGACUGGCGGUUGCCGACAUGAUCAACAACGAGAACUCGUCCCUCUUCAAGGAUCUCAACUCGAGCUUCAACGACUGGGGUACCACUACUAACAUUGCCCCUACUUCUGGUUUUCUCAAGCCUUGGGGACUCGAUAGUGCCAUUAUGUCUGUAGCCGCUGCCGACAAUACCCCUGAGCUGUCGACUCUUCGCCAGGAGCUCGAGAACUUGCUCAACGUCUACACCCCUUCACUUGAGGACGCACAGGCUUUCAAGGCCGUUUCCAAUGCUGUCGGUCGGCGUGCCGCUCGCCUUUCCGCCGUCGCCAUUGGUGCUAUUGCCCUUAACUCUGGAAAGCUCGACGACAUCAACGAGGAAGUGAUCGACAUUGGUGUCGACGGCAGUCUCGUUGAGCACUACCCAUUCUUCCGCGAUAUGAUCUACGAGGCCCUUCGUUCGAUUGAAGGUAUCGGACCCAAGGGUGCUGAGAAGAUCCGAAUCGGCAUUGCCAAGGAUGGCAGCGGUGUCGGUGCUGCCCUUAUUGCUCUUGUGGCUGCCAGCAGGGAGAAGCCUGAGGAUUACCUAACUGACCUGAGGUCUGAGUCCAACCGCGCUCGCAAGUCUUCUAAUGCGAUCCUUGAAUCAUCUCCAGUCUCGAACCAGGCCCUGCUAGUCGGUGGCGCCGUUGGUGUCCUUGCGCUAGCAGCCCUAUGGUAUAGCAAGCGCCGAUAA
This is a messenger RNA of Fusarium coffeatum, 1650 nucleotides long. RefSeq lists its product as uncharacterized. Bases 1 to 1650 code for a protein of 549 amino acids. Gene Ontology annotation, cellular component: cytosol; mitochondrion. Gene Ontology annotation, biological process: glucose 6-phosphate metabolic process; intracellular glucose homeostasis; glycolytic process. The record is from RefSeq and is a predicted model, not a curated record. The transcript has 4 exons. Gene Ontology annotation, molecular function: mannokinase activity; ATP binding; glucokinase activity. NCBI's taxonomy places the organism in Eukaryota, Fungi, Ascomycota, Sordariomycetes, Hypocreales, Nectriaceae.